CUGAUAACUGUCAGUCAUUAUUUCCUGUCAACAAUAAUCUAACCCGUAACCCGUUACACCUGAAUUAUUAAUAAUAUUGGAAUAAUAUUUUUAAAAUGUAUAGUUCGUAAGAAUUUAGUGCAAAAAAAACGUAAAUAUCAAAAUGGCGCUUGCAUAUAGGACUUUGUAUAAAAACUGUUACUAUCUACAAAAUAUAACCAAACCUCUAAAAUGGAGUGUCGAAAACAAAUAUCCUAUGAAAAUUUUGGCAAGUGGUAUUUGCUACCAAAAUACAUUUACGAAGACCAGGCCCUUAUUUGAAGCAAGAGGCAUAAGUUUUGUUACAAAGAACUUCAGGCAAUGUUCUUCUCAAAGUAGCCCACCUCCUGAUAAACCGCUACAGGAACCAGUAGGUACCAAAAAAGGAAUAAUAAAAAAAUUUAAAGCAAUGUAUAGGGACUACUGGUAUGUGUUGCUGCCUGUGCAUGUGUGCACCUCUGCCGUUUGGUUUGGUAGUUUUUAUUACGCUGUCAGAAGUGGUGUAGAUAUUUUCGGGUUAUUACAAUCUCUGGGUAUUAGUGACUCAUUAAUAGCUCCUCUUAAGGAUUCCACAGCGGGAUACUUUGCUCUAGCAUUAGCAUUGUACAAGUUAGCAACACCUCUACGAUAUGCUGUCACAGUUGGGGGCACUACUGUUGCUAUUAGGAAAUUAACAGCAAUAGGUUUUAUUAAACCAGUGCCUUCAAGAGAGCGAAUUAAGGAAAUUUUCCAAGAAAAGCGAGAUAACCUACAAGACAGAUUUAAAGAAAGUAAACAACAUUAUCAAGUGCAGAUGAAAGAAAAACGCACCCAGGUCAUGGAAGAUUUGAAAAGAUAUAAAACUGACAUGAGGAAUAUCAAAAAUAAGGUGAAGAAAAUAAAAUGAAACUUAAUGCAUCUUCUACCGCACAAAAUAUGUAAAGGACAAAAAGGAUAUUUUAAACUGAAUGAUUAAACAACAAAUCAAUUAUAAUAUACUUCAAAAGUAAAACUUUUGUUUGUUAAAAUAAUACUUCCAUGGAGCCAACUUUAGGACAAUUUAAAAAAAUAUAAACCGUUAUAAAAUUUG
Molecule: messenger RNA, 1087 nt
Organism: Trichoplusia ni (cabbage looper)
Lineage: Eukaryota; Metazoa; Arthropoda; Insecta; Lepidoptera; Noctuidae
Exons: 3
Coding region: 143-904 (253 amino acids)
Cellular component (GO): mitochondrion
Source: RefSeq, a predicted model, not a curated record